GGAAAAUAAAAAGGCUGUUCUCAAUCUAUCUUCUCUCCUUUGACUUUCAGCUACGUUAACACCUCAUAUCAAUGCUGCCAUAGGCCCUUCAUGAGUGGGCUUAUUACUUCCCUCUUCAUUGAACCCGUCGUUCGGCAAGCCCGCCGCCUCUCCCAGCAGGCCAAUGCCCAGCCAUCCCCCGACAACCGACCUGAAUCUCCCGCAAGCACACGAGACUAUGUUCCCCUGGUCAAUGGCAAUUACAAGGCCGCCGACCCUACUAAGAUCAUAAUGCCGGACUCUGGACAAGAAAAACAUGCUGAUCCCCCAUCGAACGGCGGAUAUGCGGGGUCCGACCAUGGUCGUGCGAUCUCGCCGACGUCGCCGCCGAUCGACCCGACUAACCAACAUCAUGGAACAGAACAUAGCACUAUCCUGGACUCGUCCAGAAGUCCAGUAGGGGACUCAUUGCCGUGUUUGCCAGGUUCUCCUGGUAUGCAUAGAAGACCCUCGACGCCGUCGGUACAGUUUGCCCCUGUCGCUUUUCCCGCGCAUGAAGCCCCUCAGAGCACGAGACAAGACCCCCAAAGCCCACGACAACACUCGAACGACCAACUAUCAGGUGAAGGUGAAGAUAGCGGGACAUCUUAUACCUUACCAGAGGACGAUGGAAUGGGUGCCUUGAGAAAGAGAAUCCACGCUAUCAGGGACCUGGGAUCUAGCAAUGCAGACCAGGCACGCAUGAUCCACGCCUUAAUGACGGAGAACUACCACGCUUCCCAGAAGAGUCUUGAUGAUCAGCCUGCUCCAAGGAGUCUAUCACCUUUUAGCCCUCGCAGCAUCCCACGGGCGGAUAGCCCUGGUAGCUGGUCCGACCGAUCUUCCAGUCAAACAUCGCAGUCUCCAGUCUCGACAGCUCCCGAUACUCCUUCAUACAAUUUGACGCCUGAGGAUUUAAUACCAACGUAUGCGCCCCGGAUGGAGCCCGAGUCGCCUCUCGGUGAAGUGGAAGAUAUAGAUGCAGAAGAAUGUGAGGAAGUUUUUCUGGGCUGUGAACACUAUAAGAGAAACGUCAAGUUGCAGUGCCAUGCGUGUAAGAAAUGGUACACCUGUCGCUUCUGCCACGACGCAGUCGAGGAUCACCAUCUUGACCGGCCAAGAACAGAGCAUAUGCUGUGCAUGUUGUGUGGGCACGCUCAACCUGCGGCACAUUCAUGCGGACAUUGUGGUGAACCGGCGGCGCAGUACUAUUGUCACGUCUGUAAACUCUGGGACAAUGACGCAGACAAGAGCAUAUAUCAUUGCAAUGACUGUGGCAUAUGCCGUAUUGGGCAGGGCCUGGGGAAGGAUUUCUUCCACUGCAAGACGUGCAGUGUCUGUCUUCCGAUCUCUAUCGAGAACACGCAUCGAUGCAUAGAGCGCUCUACGCAAUGUGACUGUCCUAUUUGCGGUGACUAUAUGUUCACGUCGCCAGAAACUGUGGUUUUCAUGCGGUGUGGGCAUAGCAUCCACCAGCGAUGUCUAUCUGAAUAUGCGAAAACUUCGUACCGCUGUCCGAUAUGCAGCAAAACCAUAACAAAUAUGGAAUCCACGUUUCGGAACCUGGAUCGAACCAUCCAAAGCCAGCCUAUGCCAGCCGAAUUUAGAGACACAAGAGCUCUUAUCUAUUGCAAUGAUUGUGGUGCCAAGUCUAUUGUCAAGUAUCACUGGCUGGGUCUUCGAUGUGAUAUGUGUGAAUCAUAUAAUACUGCUCAGAAGCAGCUUCUCCACCGCGAUGCUCAGGAUCCCGCAGAAAUUGAUGGCGAGAACACGGACAUGGCAACCUCACGAAUUAGAUCUUCCUCCUAUGGCGCGGAUGAGACCGUAUUGUCAACGCUAGCCUCGUUGCGAAUUGACACGAGCAGUGUUCCGAGGCCGGAUUCAGCAACCCCCCGGACCAACGCACCUUUGUCCGCCGAAGCAGCUGGCCAGUUCUCGUCCUAUAGUCUGGCUCGUGGUCGUGCAGUCUCGCCGGUGAUCAGUAAUUAUUUUGGUAUCCCGCCAGAUCGUGAAUCGGAGAGGUCGCGAUCCACAUCUUUCUUUAGCGGCUUAACUUUCCGGAACAGUGCGGACGAUGACGGUGGCGAGCUUCGCUUAUGGGGUACCAAAAUCAAGUACAGCUAUGGUUUUCUCGGACAAGAAACCGAAUCUGUUGAUGGGGCCUCUGAUGCAGAAAUUGGAGAGUUGGACGAGGAUGACGAUAGUGGAUCCGAAGAAGCAGAGAAUACUCGUGAAGAAAAUGAAGAAGAUGAAGAAGACGAUCAGGAGAGCAUCGACAUAUUUGGACAUCGAUGA
This is a messenger RNA of Aspergillus neoniger CBS 115656, 2313 nucleotides long. RefSeq names its product CHY and RING finger domain protein. Gene Ontology annotation, biological process: ubiquitin-dependent protein catabolic process; protein ubiquitination. Lineage: Eukaryota; Fungi; Ascomycota; Eurotiomycetes; Eurotiales; Aspergillaceae. The transcript is spliced from 3 exons. Gene Ontology annotation, cellular component: nucleus. Gene Ontology annotation, molecular function: zinc ion binding; ubiquitin protein ligase activity. The record is from RefSeq and is a predicted model, not a curated record. Bases 91 to 2313 code for a protein of 740 amino acids.